UGCUAUUGGUAGGGACGCGGUGUGAGCAGCGGCGGUGGCAGCAGUAGCUGCUCAGGCUCCUUCUCACCGUGUGCGCCCUUCUCCAGCGUCCCCUUCCCCGCGGCUGGCUCAGGGGCAGGACGGAGCCAUGGCAGCUUCCUGUCUGAACAGUCAUCUGCUUGAUGAGCACCUGAUCUUGAGAGACAUGUAUUGCCUUGAUAAGCUAUGCUGUAUUUGAUGUUAUCUACAUAAUUGUUGCUGUUGGACCUUCUGCAUCUGUGACCUGGAGCAGCAUACUAUAUGAUUGCAAGACAGGAUGAUCAGUUAAGGUCUUUCCUUUCGUGCAGAAUAGUUGCUGAUCCAUGAGAGGACCUUCCCUCUUAUCCCAUGACAGCUUACUUUGCUUAAGAGCCUUUGGUGAGGGACCUUGUCAAAGGCUUUUUGAAAAUCUGAGUACACUAUAUUCACUGGAUCGCCUUGGUCCACACCCCCUCAAAGAAUUCUAGUAGAUUGAUUCCUCAUAAGAUAGAAAUUGAAGAGUUUAAAACUACAAAGCAAUGCCCUGGGGACAAUGAGGAGACAAUACAGACAAAAGAGGGCACCAAGAGCACACAAAAGGGCAGAAUAUGUCUGCUUCCUAGGAGUGGUGGAAAACACUGGUAGAGUUGAAGGUUUUUGGCAUAUAUUCAUAGACUCUGACGAGACAAUAAUGGAGGCGCUGAGUGGCAGGUGCUGACAGAUUCUGUGGUUCCAGUAAGGGUUCAUUUUGAUAUCAUUUGCAAUUCUAUACAUCUAAAUGCCACAGUUCUCUUGGGGAAAGUUGCAUUGGCUACCAAUAUUGCCUUGUAAGACCGUAAAACCAUGGGAAACACGGAAAGCCAAAAUGUAGAGCAUGCAUUGUAUGGAGACAAGCACGCCAGCCUGGGACGGAAGCACACAUCACGCUCACUUCGCCUUUCAAAUAAAACUUCUCGACGGACCAGGCAUGCUUCUUCAGGGAAGGUUAUCCAUAGGAACUCAGAAGUGAGCACCCGAUCUAGCAGUACUCCUAGCAUCCCCCAGUCACUGGCAGAAAAUGGCCUGGAGCCUUUUAACCAAGAAGCCAAUUUAGAGGACUUUGGAAGCCCCAUUUGGGUGGACAGAGUGGAUAUGGGCUUAAGGCCUGUUUCUUACCACACCGAUUCUUCUGUUACUCCUAGUGUGGACAGCAGCACAGUUCUCAUGGCAGCCUCAGUGCAGAGCAUGCCAGACACAGAAGAAAGCAGACUUUAUGGGGAUGACACUACAUUUUUGGCCGAAGAUGGCAGACAGCAUCGAUAUUCAACAAACGGGACAACUUUCAUGGAAACUGCAAGCUUCAAGAAAAAGCGUUCAAAAUCUGCAGAUAUCUGGCGAGAGGAUAGCUUGGAAUUUUCGCUCUCUGACCUCAGCCAAGAACAUUUAACAAGCAAUGAAGAAAUCUUAGGUUCAGCUAAGGAGAAGGAUGGUGAGGGGAUGCGAGGCACGGAAGCAAGCAACAGUCCCCAGCAGCUGGUCACCUGCCAGCGUGCCAAUUCUAUGAGUGACUUGUAUUCUCCCAAAAACUCAGGUGCUGCAAUAAAUGGAGGCCCACGAAAUACCUUUGGGGCUUAUUGUCGGAACUUAGUGUCCGAUAUUCCAGAUAUUGGAAACCAUAAGAUGGCGUCAGCUACAGCAGAGGAUACUCCUUCCUACAGUAAUUACAAUACACUCCCCUGUAGGAAAUCUCAUUGCCUUUCAGAAGGUGCCACCAACUUACAAAUCAGCCACAGCAACAGCAUGCAAGGCCGAAGGGCAAAAACUGCUCAGGAUGUGAAUGCAGGUGAAGGGAGUGAAUUUGCUGACAGUGGAAUUGAGGGCGCAACCACCGAUACAGACCUCCUCUCCAGACGUUCAAAUGCUACAAACUCUAGCUAUUCUCCAACAGCUAGUCGAGCUUUCAUUGGCAGCGACAGCGGCAGCAGCUCUACGGGAGAUGGGGUCCGUCAGGGAGUGUAUGAGAACUUCCGAAGGGAGCUGGAAAUGAGCACCACCAACAGUGAGAACUUGGAAGAAGCUGGUUCAACCCUGAGUGAUGAGCAAAGCAGUGGUACCUUGAGUUCUCCAGGGCAGUCUGACAUCCUCCUUACAGCUGGCCAGGGCACUGUACGAAAAGCUGGGGCUCUUGCAGUGAAAAAUUUUCUGGUGCACAAAAAGAAUAAGAAAGUGGAGUCAGCUACACGCAGAAAAUGGAAACACUAUUGGGUUUCCUUAAAAGGAUGUACAUUAUUCUUCUAUGAGACUGAUGGCAGAUCUGGAAUAGACCACAACAGCAUCCCAAAGCACGCUGUCUGGGUGGAAAACAGUAUAGUGCAAGCAGUGCCCGAACACCCAAAGAAAGACUUUGUUUUCUGCCUCAGUAAUUCCCUUGGGGAUGCAUUUCUCUUUCAGACCUCUAGCCAGACCGAACUAGAGAAUUGGAUCACUGCAAUCCAUUCUGCUUGUGCAACUGCAGUAGCAAGACAACAUCACAAAGAGGACACGGUCAAACUGUUGAAAACUGAAAUUAAAAAACUGGAACAGAAGAUCGAUAUGGAUGAGAAAAUGAAGAAAAUGGGUGAAAUGCAGCUGUCCUCGGUAACGGACUCCAAGAAGAAGAAGACCAUACUCGAUCAGAUCUUUGUUUGGGAACAGAACCUUGAACAGUUCCAAAUGGACUUAUUUCGGUAUCGUUGUUAUUUAGCUAGCCUCCAAGGAGGAGAGCUGCCAAACCCAAAAAGGCUACUUGCUUUUGCGAGUCGUCCAACUAAAGUUGCAAUGGGCCGUCUUGGAAUCUUUUCAGUAUCUUCUUUUCAUGCACUGGUGGCAGCUCGCACUGGGGAGGCCGGAGUCAGAAGAAGAACACAGGCCAUGUCCAGAUCUGCCAGCAAACGGAGAAGCAGGUUUUCUUCUCUUUGGGGACUGGAUACUACCUCAAAGAAAAAACAAGGGAGGCCAAGCAUUAACCAGGUCUUUGGUGAAGGAGUUGAUUCCGUGAAGAAGUCUUUAGAAGGAAUCUUUGAUGAUACAGUACCAGAUGGCAAGAGGGAAAAAGAAGUGGCACUGACCAGCACCCAUCAGCAUAAUCCUGAUUGUGAUAUUUGGGUUCAUGAGUAUUUUACGCCAUCUUGGUUCUGCCUGCCAAACAACCAGCCUGCUUUGACAGUUAUCCAUCCAGGUGACACCACAAGAGAUGUCUUGGAAAUGAUUUGUAAGACGUAUCAGCUGGAUCAUUCCGCUCACUUUCUGCGUCUUAAGUUCCUGAUAGAAAACCAGAUGCAAUUUUAUGUACCAAAGCCAGAAGAAGACAUCUAUGAAUUGAAUUUUCACAACAAUAUCUUUCCAAUGAUGUCAGCUUUUUGGAGAGUUAAACGUAAACCGAGGAACAAAGGCAUGGAGAGACCCUACGAUUCUCUUUAUCACAUGCUGCAUUUGAGUACAGAACAAGUUGCUGCAUUUUGUCGCAGUCUACAUGAGAUGAAUCCUUCUGAUUCGAGUUUGCAUCCUCAAGUUUACGGGCCUCAGCUGUCCACCAUGAGACAACUUACAGAUGCUGAUAAACUGCGCAAGGUUAUUUGUGAAUUGCUUGAAACAGAACGCACCUAUGUCAAAGACUUAAACUGUCUGAUGGAAAGAUACCUGAAGCCUCUACAAAAAGAAACUUUCCUCACUCAAGAUGAGCUCGAUGUUCUCUUUGGGAAUUUGACUGAAAUGGUAGCAUUCCAGGUGGAGUUCCUGAAAACCCUUGAAGAUGGAGUGAGGCUGGUUCCAGAGCUGGAAAAGCUUGAAAAAGUUGACCAAUUUAAGAAAGUGUUGUUUCUGGGUGGAUCCUUUCUUUACUAUGCUGACCGUUUCAAGCUGUACAGUGCCUUCUGUGCCAGCCACACUAAAGUUCCAAAAGUUUUAGUAAAAGCUAAGACAGAUUGCUUUAAGGCAUUUUUGGAUGCUCAGAAUCCUAGACGGCAACACUCCUCAACACUGGAGUCUUACCUUAUCAAACAUAUCCAGCGAAUACUGAAUUACCCUCUCCUGCUGAGGGAACUCUUCACUCUGACUGAUGCAGACAGUGAAGAACACUAUCACCUUGAUGUGGCCAUAAAAACAAUGAACAAAGUUGCCAGCCAUAUUAAUGAAAUGCAGAAAAUACAUGAAGAGUAUGGUGCAGUGUUUGAUCAGCUCAUAGCAGAACAGACAGGGGAAAAAAAAGAGGUUGCAGACCUUUCCAUGGGAGACUUACUUUUGCAUAAUACAGUGAUCUGGCUUAACCCUCCUGCAUCACUGGGGAAAUGGAAGAAGGAACCUGAGUUAGCAGCAUUUGUGUUCAAAACUGCUGUUGUCCUUGUAUACAAAGAUGGUUCCAAACAGAAGAAGAAACUUGGAGGAUCACAUAGGGCUUCAAUUUACGAAGACUGGGACCCAUUCCGUUUUCGGCACAUGAUUCCCUUAGAAGCUCUGCAGGUUCGCGCACUAGCAAGUGCAGAUGCAGAGACCAAUUCUGUGUGCGAGAUUGUUCAUGUUAAAUCCGAGUCCGAAGGCAGACCAGAGAGAACAUUCCACCUCUGCUGUAGUUCCCCAGACCACAGAAAGGAUUUUCUGAAGGCUGUGCACUCCAUUCUACGUGAUAAGCACAGAAGGCAGCUUCUUAAAACUGAAAGUCUGCCCUCAUCCCAACAAUAUGUUCCUUUUGGAGGGAAAAGACUGUGUGCUCUAAAAGGUGCAAGGCCAGCAAUGAACAGGGCAGUGUCUGCCCCAAGCAAGUCUCUUGGGAGGAGGAGGCGGCGGCUGGCCCGAAACAGGUUUACCAUUGACUCGGAUGCUGUCUUCGAAAGCAGCCCUGAAAAAGAGUCCCAGCAGCCCACAGCCGGUGGGGACACUGACCGCUGGGUAGAGGAACAGUUUGACCUUGCUCAGUACGAGGAGCAGGAGGACAUCAAAGAAACGGACAUCCUCAGCGAUGAUGAUGAGUACUGUGAGUCUACGAAAAGCACCACAGUUGACAGAGAACUUCAGGAGCAGUUGCAGGCUGCUUCCAUUACAAGCAGCCAGUCAUGUUGGGCAGAGAAAGCACGGCAUGGAAUGGGCACGCAUGCUGCCAGAAUGACUCAGUUGAAGAAGCAAGCUGCACUGUCUGGGAUCAAUGGCGGGGUGGAAAGUAGUAAUGAAGAAGUCAUCUGGGUUAGGCGUGAAGACUUUGUACCUAGCAGAAAACUGAACACUGAGCUCUAAACCUGUCACUUUCUCAUUAGAUGGUCUGUGUAGAUAUCUUCCCCCUCUGUCCCCCAAUACAUGCUGUGGAGCAUGUUCCCUUAGCUUGCUCACACAGUUUCGGCAGCUGAGCCACUCUGAAGCUGUGCAGCCACAUUUUAGGAACUUUUAAAAGGUGGGCAGGGAGUGUAAAAAUUUUGAAAUAAGCUGGAGUCCUAUCUGUAUAUUACUAAGGGCUUUUAAACUUUUAUUUAUUCUAAAAUGGGAUGCAUAAUAUCACUGGAGAACAAGUAACUGUCGGCAUCUUACGUAUGUGCAACUUAAAUGAUAGCACAAUGAACAAAGGCUUUUGUAUCUGUGACAUGUCAAUCAGAGGCUCAUCUCCUUAAUGAGGAAACUGCCUUUCUAAUCUGUACAGCUGCAGUGUUCUUAAUCUUUUCCCUUCUAAAAGACUAUACCUUUAUUUCAGGAGUGUGUGAGGAAAGUUUUUGAGAUUUUGGUUGUGCUGCGUUCUCUUGGUGUGUCUGCUAAUUUAUUUUCAGUGUUGGAAGCUCUAAUUUUACAUAAAAUUUUAUAAAGUUGCCAAACUCUCGAAAGAGAUCCAAAUUUAACACUUGAAAUUUUUUUUGUGCUUUUUACCUGAGAUGCAGAGGCACAAAUGGAUAAGAAUGUUAGUCUUACUUAAGAUAUGAGGCUAGCCUUUCAGAGGGUUCAGUAGGCUAGUUUUUAUAUUACAUUAAAAUAUCAACUGGAAACUCCUGCUUAGGGAUAACUGGAAUUCAGUUACGUUAGAAAUAAUGUGACUGAAUUACAAAGAGGGCUAAAUUAAUCCAUGACUUCAGUGGAGUCAUAUCAGGGAUGAAUUUGGUCCAUUAUGACUGACAACGUUUGGGUUUAGGUGAGGGGGGGAAUUUAUGGCCAAAAACUGACCUCAUCCAACUCUUAGCGUGGAUGAAACUAGCAUAUGUAUAAAAUCCUUUGUAAAGGCUUUUUCCACUGCAAUACACUAUGAACAAAGUUCUAAAUAAGCAAACCUCUCAAACCUUUUCAAGUAUCUAAAACAGGGUAAAAAAAUUUAGUGUUUUAUAAGUAGGCUUCCAAAUAUUAAAGAGAAAAUAUAGCACUUUUAAUUUUUUUAGAUUUAUAUAGCGUUCCCAUUUCACUUUCCACCUACAAAAGAGGAAGAUAAUGACAUUUUCUUUGUAUCUAUUGAUGUUUGACACAUGAGUAGAUACUUUGAAACCUGAUAUUUUAUAAAUAGCUUUAGGACUAUAUUUUAUAAGAUCAGCUGUGACUAUAUUUUGAAACAUAAGUUGUUCCCCCCCAAAAAAAGAUGUCUUGUGUCCUAGCCAGCAUUUGUGCCCCUCUCUCUCCCCACCCCGCCACCAGCUGGUUACCAGUGCACUAUACUUAGUCUUUUGAAAGCUUUCUUGUAUCUGCUUUUGCUAUCUUCUGACCUUUUUUUCUUUUCUUUUUCCUAAAAACUUUAGAAAGAUUUCUAUACCCUUUUAUCAUCACUUCAUUGUUCUAUAUCAUCUAAAGUCCAUUGUGUCCCAAUUUAGUAGAAAAGCAGAGGUUUUAGCUGUCCUACUGGAAUACCGUCAGUUGGGAAAGACUGGAAAGUCUCUGGUGCUUGGGAGGGUGCCAUUGUUCUUGUACAUAAUGUCAUGACAUGUCUAUGUCAAAGGUUCUUGUAUAUUUCUUUUAUAAGCUGAAAGAAGGUCUAUUUUUAUGUUUUUAGGUCUAUGAAUGGAACAUUGUAAAUGCCUGUCAAACAAUAAAAUACUGAAAACAUCUGAA
Gopherus flavomarginatus (Mexican gopher tortoise) is the source of this 7020-nucleotide messenger RNA. RefSeq names its product TIAM Rac1 associated GEF 1 (gene TIAM1). Gene Ontology annotation, molecular function: guanyl-nucleotide exchange factor activity. Gene Ontology annotation, cellular component: cytosol; plasma membrane; synapse. Gene Ontology annotation, biological process: small GTPase-mediated signal transduction; activation of GTPase activity; positive regulation of axonogenesis. Lineage: Eukaryota; Metazoa; Chordata; Testudines; Testudinidae. The record is from RefSeq and is a predicted model, not a curated record.